CCAGCAACAACAACAACAACAGCAGAAACGGGAAGCAGAAGAUAGGUUUGCUGGUCGCGACAGUAUAUUUGAUAUUGGGGUAUCAUUUCUCGCUGAUGCGCUCGCGCCGCGCCUCGAGCUAUGUGAUCGCAAGUUCCAGCUCAGUAUUGACGAUCUUACAUUUGUCGGCCAUCCAGUCAGCUUAGCAUCUAGUCAAGAAGACGAUGACGAAGGAGAAGAAGACGAAGAUAGUGGCGUUGACAAUGAGGAAGCAACAACUCCUACGGAUAAUAAUGCCAGUAGCGGCGAUGGUAUUGGUAGUACUGGCAGUGGUAAUGAAAAAAACCACACAACUGGUGGCAAUAAUGAUACCAGCAGCAGUCGUAGCGACAGCAGCGACGAUACAGUCAGUAACGACACUACAACAAACAUCAAGUCAAAAGAAAAGCAACAAGAUGAUGACAAGAACGGCAAAAAGGAUAGCAACAGCAGCAGUAGCAGAAGUGGAGGUACAACCCACAUGACGCUCUUCCAUGUCGUGUUUGUCAUGUCUCCCCCUGAUCUGGAAUUGAACGCACGCACGGAUAUGAUCUAUACGCAUGUCGUGCGACGCUAUGCCGCAGCGUUGCAAUACGAGCAGCUUCGGUGCGGGUAUAUUCAGGACGAGUUUGAAAAGAUCUUGGCGAUAAGAGAUGAUGCGAUCAACAAGAGCACUCCAUACGACGAAGUCAUGAAGAAUAUUUUGCAAGAGUCGUCGUUGGCCCGAGAUAUCAAACAAAUCUAUGCAGCUAUAUCAACGGAUAAUAUCGCUCACAUCAUCAUUAAUGACUUUAUUGACCUGUCACUCCAGAUACCUGUGUUUGGUGAGAUGGUUCCUCCGUCAGACGGUGGCAUGGCAUUGCCUUUGGCACGUACACAGGAUUACUAUUACGCUUCACUGAUGGAUAUCUAUGGCAUGUCUGGCUACGAAUACGACAAUUAUCCGAUUAUUUGUCCGUACCAUACCCUGUUACUGCUAGAAGACCCAGAGGAAGUGUUGAAAAACAUGCCAUUAGAUGCAAGUCCUACUUUAGUUCAGCUCGUUCAGAUACUGACGCCCACGCAAAGUCUACAGGAAUUACAUCUUUUGCUCGAUUGCUCUCUCGCUCAGAUAUACCGUUUGGCUGCUCAUUUAAUCUACUGGAGAAAAGCCAAAUUGAUCCAUACCAUCCAUGCUCGCAAUAUAUAUGUCAUUUCCCCACAAGCUAAACUUGAAGACCUUGAAAGUUUGAAUACCGAUUUUAAAAUGCACAUAGCAAUCCCGAACCUCGACUUACCACGGUUGCUAUCCCAACUAUCUAUUGCGAAACCGCUUCAUAUGAUUGCACCCAAAGAAUUUCGAAACCAGUAUCUUGAAGCAAUAACCUACUUGGUUCGCAAAGAUCUCGUUAUCCAACUGCAUAUGUUUCUGGUUCUUAUGGAACUGAGUACUGCAAUUGAUGACGAUCAGGAUGAUAAUUCUUUGAGUAGACGAAGCUCCAACAGUAAUACAAAUAUGCCGCCCACUAAUGCAUCACCGCCAACGGAUGCUGUCAUAUCAUCCAGUCCGGGCCAAACGAGUAUGCUUGAUUCACGCAAUCGCUUUAAGCGUUUGAUCCAUGAUAAAGUGCCUAAAGAAGUCGCUGAAUUGUUUGAACGGUUAACUCCAUUCAUGGAUGGCAAACAUCAUAUUGAAGAAAUUAUGUAUAGGGAAGGUGUUUCAAGAAGACAACUCAGUCUUGUCUUGAAGUAUUAUAGAGAUAGCAUUGUAGUCGUUUAUCAUUAUUGAUUUAAAUGAAAUGAAAUGCAAGUUAGUA
This is a messenger RNA of Zychaea mexicana, 1814 nucleotides long. Its product is annotated as nitrogen permease regulator of amino acid transport activity 3-domain-containing protein. Lineage: Eukaryota; Fungi; Mucoromycota; Mucoromycetes; Mucorales; Lichtheimiaceae. Bases 500 to 1786 code for a protein of 428 amino acids. The transcript is spliced from 4 exons. Gene Ontology annotation, biological process: cellular response to amino acid starvation; TORC1 signaling; positive regulation of autophagy. Gene Ontology annotation, cellular component: GATOR1 complex. The record is from RefSeq and is a predicted model, not a curated record.